UCGAAAAAAAGUGCAUGUGCGAUACGUGUGAUCUGGCAUAGUGUGAGAGAAAGUUGCGCUCGAUCUGCGCAGAAUAACUGUGCAUUGGCGGCAGUGCGCACAUGCUUCCACGUAUGUGACAGACACUGGAGAAUGUAACCUUUUUCACGGGCUUUGAUUAAUCGCCUUUUAGAAGCAUAUUUAUAGAAAUUUGUUAAGAAAGUGUCGUAAAAAUGGUGUCUGUCUUGAAUACCGUUGACACCGGUCAUGAAGAUAUGAUUCACGAUGCGGAAAUGGACUAUUAUGGUUUGAGGUUAGCAACUUGUUCCAGUGACAAUUUGGUAAAAAUUUUCGAUCUGAAGAACGGAUCGCAAAGUUUGGUAGCCGAUUUGAAGGGACACGUUGGACCUGUGUGGCAGGUUGCAUGGGCUCAUCCCAAAUUUGGAAAUCUCUUAGCUUCGUGCAGUUACGAUCGAAAAGUAAUUAUUUGGAAGGAGCUAGGAGAGUGGACAAAAAUUUAUGAAUAUACCGGUCACGAUUCAUCCGUUAACUCGGUAGCAUGGGCGCCACACGAAUUUGGCUUGAUCCUUGCUUGCGGUAGUUCCGAUGGUUCGUUGUCUAUUCUCACCAACAAUGGAGAUACAUGGGACACGCAAAAAAUUGCAAAUGCUCAUACCAUUGGAUGCAAUGCCGUAAGUUGGUGUCCGGCUAUCGAGCCCAGCUUUGAUGCUAGUGGAACACAGAGAAACAGCGCUGUAAAAAGAUUGGCAACAGGAGGUUGUGAUACUUUAGUUAAAAUUUGGAAAGACGAGGGUGACAGAUGGAUUGAAGAAGAUAAACUUGAAGCACACAGUGAUUGGGUACGAGGCGUAGCAUGGGCACCAGCCGUUGGACCGUCUAAAGCUGCACUGGCUUCUUGUUCGCAAGAUCAUCGUGUAAUUGUAUGGACCUCGAAUGAUUAUUCCAGUUGGACGCCAACUAUUCUUAAUAUCUUUGAUGAUGUCAUUUGGAACGUGAGUUGGUCAUUGACCGGAGGUAUUUUAGCAGUUAGCGGGGGAGAUAAUAAGGUAUCCCUUUGGCGCGAAAAUACCGAAGGACAGUGGACUUGCAUUUCUGAGACGAACAAGGGUCAAGGAAGUCUUAAUAACACUGAUCAACGUGCGCUAUAAUAUCGGAAAAUAGAGCCUAGGAUGUUUUGUACUAAUAAACACUGUAAAUUAAAACAAUCGUUCUGUAUUAAUUACAAUUUUAUGCUAUAUGUUUGUACUCUUACCAUAUAUCUACACAUAAAGAAUUAUAAUU
This is a messenger RNA of Colletes gigas, 1281 nucleotides long. RefSeq names its product protein SEC13 homolog (gene Sec13). Bases 213 to 1148 code for a protein of 311 amino acids. Gene Ontology annotation, biological process: COPII-coated vesicle budding; protein import into nucleus; positive regulation of TOR signaling. Gene Ontology annotation, cellular component: nuclear pore outer ring; COPII vesicle coat. Gene Ontology annotation, molecular function: protein binding; structural molecule activity. The transcript has 3 exons. The record is from RefSeq and is a predicted model, not a curated record. NCBI's taxonomy places the organism in Eukaryota, Metazoa, Arthropoda, Insecta, Hymenoptera, Colletidae.